UAAACUACCGCAAUUAAAUUUUUUUUUCUGAAAAUGCCUAAGUUUGGAGUGAUUCGAGUUUGAGAAACUCGAACUACUAACUGGUUCGAGUGUAGGAGAAUCGAUCUAGACGGAGAUCGAUGAUGUAAGCCUCGAACCAUGUGGGGCUGAAGUGGUUUGAAUUUAGUGAACUCGAACUACUCCUUUGAAAUUUCUAGCAACCUUAACUUUGUGCUCGGUUAUCCGAUCGUAGCAAUUUUUUUUCAUUUCGCAUACUUUUCGAAUACUACAACUUUUAUUAUAGGAAUAUUUUUAGAAUAUAUGUGGAAUCGCGACUCGAUUAGGGUUCAAGGAGUUUGAGGAUUGGGCGUUUUGGUACCAAAUGGGGAACAAGAUGAAGACUCUCUGCGCUGGCUUGCCAAACCCUAAAGACGUAUUCGAAGGCAUCCCUAGAGCGUUUCACGGCAUAAAAACGGAUGCUUUGAAUGGAAUUAGAGCUCGAAUCGCUGCUCUGAGGCCCGACGGCCCUGUGUCCACCAAAUUCUUGACGAACAAUCUAACUGUAGUUGUCGCAGGCGAUUCUGUGUUCGUACACGGCGGAUAGUUGCCUCAACAUGUGGACUACGGCCUGGAGAGGAUGAACAAGGAGGUGAGGGACUGGAUUUCCGGCUCCAUGGGGAGAUCUGCGUCGGGCUACUGCAAAGGAAGGGAUGCUAUAGUUUGGUUGAGGAAAUACUCCGAGGAAGGUGGAAUUCGCGAUCAUAGUUGGAGAGGAAGAAAAACGGAAGGGAGGAAGGUGGCGCGGGAUGGAGGCGGAUGGAUUUGUCUUCGAUUAGGGUUUAGUCAAAGGUGGGUAGAUUAAUUGGUGGGUCGGGUCAAUUCUGUUUUAGUUAGCGGGUCUAGUCUGGUUUGGUUAGAGGUUUGGUUAGGUUUAACUAACAUGGAGGAUUUAAAUGACGUGGCGGGUCGGGUCAGUCAAUUUUGGGGUUAAAAAGUGCUGAUUAGGCAAAUCCGUCAGCCACAUCAUCACUUAACGGACGCCGUUAACGGCGUUGGACGACAGCUAACGGAGAGUGACCAUAAAUGAACGGUUUUUGUAAAG
This is a messenger RNA of Linum trigynum, 1081 nucleotides long. The record is from the annotation of a GenBank genome assembly. Lineage: Eukaryota; Viridiplantae; Streptophyta; Magnoliopsida; Malpighiales; Linaceae.